This is a messenger RNA of Eucalyptus grandis, 2646 nucleotides long. RefSeq lists its product as uncharacterized. Gene Ontology annotation, biological process: regulation of DNA-templated transcription. Gene Ontology annotation, molecular function: transcription coregulator activity. Lineage: Eukaryota; Viridiplantae; Streptophyta; Magnoliopsida; Myrtales; Myrtaceae. Bases 308 to 1576 code for a protein of 422 amino acids. The record is from RefSeq and is a predicted model, not a curated record. The transcript has 4 exons.
UUGUUGAAUUAUUGGGGAGGACAAAGGCCAUAAACGAAUGGGGAAAGCGAAAGCAACUCUUUCUCUCUCCUCCCCCUCUCCUCUUCUUCAAUCCGCCCUCGACCCACUGCGAACUGGGCAUCGAAAGUGGCAGGAGAUAGCAAAAGCACGACGUUUGCACUCCCCACAGUGAACCCAUCAAGCCCCACCUUCUGCCUCCUCGCCCAUGUAGAGAGUCUCUCCUUGUCCUCUCGGCUGCUUGAAUUACUUGUGCUCCCUUCGUUGGUUCUUGGGUUUUCUUGAUGUGAAUCUUGUGGCGGGAGGAAGGAUGCCAAGGCCCGGUCCGAGACCUUAUGAGUGCGUCAGGCGAGCUUGGCACAGCGAGAGGCAUCAGCCCAUGCGGGGCACCAUCAUCCAGCAGAUCUUCAGGGUCGUCAGCGAGGCGCACAGCUCUGCUACCAAGAAGAACCGGGAAUGGCAGGAGAAGCUUCCCAUUGUUGUUUUCAGAGCUGAGGAAAUCAUGUACUCCAAAGCUAAUUCCGAGGCGGAGUACAUGGAUGCCGAUACUCUAUGGGAGAGGGUUAAUGAUGCCAUUAACACUAUCAUCCGGAGGGAUGAGAGCACUGAAACUGGAUGCCUCUUGCCACCAUGUGUUGAAGCUGCACUGAAUUUGGGUUGUGUACCUGUGAGAGCUUCAAGAAGUCAAAGGCACAAUAAUUUUAGGACUUAUCUGACUCCAAAAACACGGGAACCUGCUGUUGAGAUGUCUGGAACUUCAGAUAAACUAACUGACAGACGAUUUCCGCAGUCACCGACAGUUCAUUCUGCACAGUUUCUGAAGGUGGCGAGGUGUGAAACUGCAGGUUCCCAUCACUUGGCAGCGGAGCCUUCCAAUCAUGUCAUUGAAAGACAUGAACUUGCUUCUCCUUGCAGUCACCCUCUUCCAUUUGAGAGUAGUCCUCGAAGAUUUAACAGAUUAAUGACCAUGGAAACAAACUCCUUGAUGAACUUUGGUUCGGUAUAUCCCUUGUUUUAUGGAAACCACUACGAAGCUGAAGAGAUGCGGACGGUUUCACAAGUUCCAGAUGAUCCAGGCACCAUACUUGUUGGAACUCCCAUAGGAACAUCAAUUCCAGAGUCUACUGAAGCUGGUAUGCUGCACAAUGUUUUAUCCCAUAAUAGUUCUGAAGGUACUUUGAACGUCAUCGGCAGAGUCAAUUCCAGAAACACCGGUGCGAAAUCAUCAGAGGAAAAAUGUGACUUGUCAUUACGGUUGAGUUUGAAUUCGGAUCCAUGUGCAAACAUGAGAAUUAGUCCAGUUCCUGAAGCUGAGGAUUUUGACUUAAAUUGUUCCCAGGAGAGAAUGGAGCUUACUGCAUCACAAAUGCAGGUUAACGAGGAAUUCUGUUUUCUGCCGAGCAGAACCUCAACCAUGGAACAGCUCGAGUUCUCGCCACGUAAAUGGAUUUCAGAUGAUGAGGGUAGGAUUUUGGAGGCAGCGAUUAGGAAGCGCAAGGAACCUUUUGGAAACAAUGAGGGAGCUGGGCAAUUUUUCUGGCAACCAGAUUGUCAACGCAAUUUGGGUACUGGUUUAUAGACACUUGUCUUGCAGCUAUAUCAAUAUGCCUAUUAGAUCAGAAAUGCCCUAAAGUAGGCAUCUGCCCUUGAUUUACAUAGUCAACGAUCGUAGUGUUACCUGCUUCUGAUGGCUGCUAGUGUUCAUCAUGCAAAAGUUUAAACGACAAAACAAACCAAGCUUUCUCAUCUCAGACAAUUGGUGGGGAAUUUUCUUUAUAUGGACAUAUGUGGAUUCAGACACUUUCUUGGCGCAUGUUAAGUUACAUUGUGCAAUGGGCCAUCUGGGAACUGAUGUCUGACAGAGGGUAGAUGCAGCAUUGCCUCUGUUCGAGAAUGAGAUAUUAACCAGCUCCUAUAUGAGAUUUUUUAGUGAGCAUAUAAAUGCAAGAAUGUCCUCACGUCAGAAGGCGAUGUCUUAAUGGUACCAUUGUCUUGCUGAAGAGCUCAUUGGCUUCUCAAAAAAUAUCCAGCUAGUUGUGCAGUGCCCAGCUGCCAUAUUUUUAUGUUGGUUUUUCUGUGAGAGUUCAGAAUUUAGGAUGAACUAAAUGGUCUGUUGGACGAAGGAAAAGACACAUGCAGGGUGGCAUCAUCUAUGGGGAUGCCAUACCCUCUCUGGCUCGAUUUUCCAACUGAAUGGUGACGUUCUCUCUGACUUCUUAUUUUGGAACUUUUUUUGGGGGGGUUGUCAACUAACUCGAGCAGAUUGUGCUCAUGCCUUCAUGGCCUGGUCAAGAGUCCUUAGAGAAGGUGUGUCAAAGGUUGAAUGAAAUGAAGCAAUAAGGUAAGAGACAAAGUUUAACGAGAGAGGAAAAUAUGAGAGCGGGGUCGAUCUGAUCUGAUAUGGUGAGAGAGUUUAAUUAGGAUGGUUAGUUUUGAUGAUCAGUAUGGUAGCUGUAGUCUGAUCUGAUCCUUGUUGGAUCUUGUUGUAUUGGCUUGUAUCAGGAGUUAGUCACCCUGUGUGGUGGUCGGGAACGUUAUUUUUGUAAGCGCCAUCAAGAAAAGAGAUUAGCCUUCAGUGUGCGGCUUAAGGCACACCAAAGGCCUGCAUGAAAGAUCUGUUCUAAGAAAAUGAUGAGCUCUUUCAAGUCU